Molecule: messenger RNA, 2438 nt
Organism: Gavialis gangeticus (Gharial)
Lineage: Eukaryota; Metazoa; Chordata; Crocodylia; Gavialidae
Gene: OPRM1
Product: opioid receptor mu 1
Exons: 4
Coding region: 75-1079 (334 amino acids)
Biological process (GO): sensory perception of pain; neuropeptide signaling pathway; G protein-coupled opioid receptor signaling pathway
Cellular component (GO): membrane; neuron projection
Molecular function (GO): morphine receptor activity; neuropeptide binding; G-protein beta-subunit binding
Source: RefSeq, a predicted model, not a curated record
UGUGCCGGGGCGGCAACGGCAGCAGGGGAGCCGGCGGCGGCAGCCUGUGCCCGGCCCCGGGGGGCAGCCCCUCCAUGAUCACAGCCAUCACCAUCAUGGCCCUCUACUCCGUCGUGUGCGUGGUGGGGCUCUUCGGCAACUUCUUGGUUAUGUAUGUCAUCAUCAGAUACACCAAAAUGAAGACUGCCACCAAUAUCUAUAUUUUCAACCUUGCCUUGGCAGAUGCCCUAGCAACAAGCACUCUGCCAUUCCAGAGUGUGAAUUAUUUGAUGGGAACAUGGCCUUUUGGUACAAUUCUUUGUAAGAUCGUUAUAUCUAUAGACUACUACAAUAUGUUCACAAGUAUCUUUACACUCUGCACCAUGAGUGUGGAUCGCUACAUAGCUGUUUGCCACCCAGUCAAGGCUCUUGAUUUUCGCACUCCCAGAAAUGCCAAAAUUGUCAAUGUAUGCAACUGGAUUCUUUCUUCUGCCAUAGGCUUACCAGUUAUGUUCAUGGCUACUACUAAAUACAGGCAAGGCUCCAUUGACUGCACACUUACGUUCUCUCAUCCAUCUUGGUACUGGGAGAAUCUGCUGAAAAUCUGUGUUUUCAUCUUUGCCUUCAUCAUGCCAGUCCUGAUCAUUACAGUGUGCUACGGCCUGAUGAUUUUACGCCUGAAGAGUGUCCGUAUGCUAUCUGGCUCCAAAGAAAAGGACAGGAACCUGAGGAGAAUCACAAGAAUGGUCCUUGUAGUGGUGGCAGUGUUCAUAGUCUGCUGGACUCCAAUCCACAUUUAUGUCAUCAUUAAAGCCUUGAUCAAUAUUCCAGAAACUACUUUUCAAACUGUCUCCUGGCACUUUUGUAUUGCUUUAGGGUAUACAAAUAGCUGCCUUAAUCCAGUCCUUUAUGCAUUUCUAGAUGAGAACUUCAAAAGAUGUUUCAGAGAGUUCUGCAUUCCCACUUCCUCAACCAUUGAGCAGCAAAACUCCACCAGAAUCCGACAAAAUACUCGUGAACAUGCCUCCACUGCCAAUACUGUGGAUAGGACUAACCACCAGUUGGAACUUCUGGAAGCUGAAACUACACCACAGCCGUGACAGGGUCUCCUGCUGCAUGGCCUUCAAGGCAGUUACAAACCAGUGCCAGAAUAUGUCUGUACAGUUUGCUCUAGGACUGUGUAGGAGACACUUUUUCCCCCCACAAGGAAAGUGCCUGCUUUUAAGAUCCAUCAAAAUGAUUUGCCUUUGUGGCAACUCUGCAUUGUAUGUUAUAGAAGCAUGAAAACUAAUAGCAAGCAGAGUCAGAAAACAUGAGGGUUACAGUGAUUCAUUGUAUAAAACAUAUUUGCUUAUGAGAAAAAAAAUAUAUAUAUACACAUACAUCUAAAAUACCACUGUUGUAUACUAGUGAGAUCAGACAGCCAUAAUUUUUGCUCUGGCUAGUUUUAGUAGCAUAAAACAGGUUGGAAGCAAAAGCUCAAAUAGAAAGACAGGCAUAGCUUGCUAAAUGGAGGUGAUCUUCUAAUAUAGGAUGUCUAAUAUGCUUGAGGACACUUUGUAAUACUGUUAAACUAAAAAUUUGUUUCAAAGGGUAGUUUCCUGUACAGGUUAUAUUACAACUGUUUUUCAUGCAUCAGUUUACAUCAUGGCCUUCUCAUCAGGAAAUUACCAUUUAUGGGGUCAGCUGGAGACUAGCAGUUAAAUGGAAAAGAAUUCUUUCAGUGCUCACUUAAAUAACCCAAGCUUUCACCUUCUCACAUACAAGAUUUUACCAGAAAAACAGGUGGAAAGCAAAGAUUAUAAACAGUUGGAAAGGUUUGAUGUGUCUUCGUGUUGUUAUUGCUAGUGAAGUAGAUCCAAAAAGGACUACAAUUAUUUCUGUAAAUUCCCUGUGAAUAUCCGUGUGUGUUUCAAUCCUGUCAGAACUAGCAUAGAGUGUAUUUACAUCCACAUUUAACAGGUAUUUCCAGUUUCAAUUUUGCAAUUAGCAACACCUCAGACUUAAGUGACAAGUGUAAAGCACUUUGGAAUCCUUCAGGAUGAAAAGAGCUAUAGAAAAUGUAAGUCAUCAUUAUUACAUCGGUGAAGUGCUUUUAAGCAAAUAGAGAAAACUCUCCAAGUCUUUUUUAAGGAAAAUAACAUUUUUCAAUGAAAUUAUUUUUUUUAAUCAAGUCCAUAACAUGUUGCUUUUCUAGUUAACAUAAGAAAAUUCUAACCUGUAUCUCCAUUUUGUAUAGGCUGGUAAAGCACUUUAAAGUUUACAAAAGAAAUACUAUAUAGAAGCAAUUACCACAUUAAGCUUUCCUCUGAUAUAAAAGAUAGAAAAAUCCAUGUAGAUAACUUCUGGUAAUAUAUGGUAUUUUCUAGCCACUGUUUGGUAUUUGCUGUGUAAUUAAAUGGUCAACAGCUACCCAGAAGGCAAAAAGUGCUUAGAUGAGUUUCUGUACAUUCUAAAAU